This is a messenger RNA of Zasmidium cellare ATCC 36951, 633 nucleotides long. RefSeq lists its product as uncharacterized. The transcript is spliced from 2 exons. Lineage: Eukaryota; Fungi; Ascomycota; Dothideomycetes; Mycosphaerellales; Mycosphaerellaceae. The record is from RefSeq and is a predicted model, not a curated record. The coding region runs from base 1 to 633 and encodes 210 amino acids.
AUGGAAAGAAGAAAGUCGCCACCAGAAAAUGCGUUCUCAGCGGCCAUUGAGCCAGCACUGAAAGUUGGUGCGGCGUGUGGUGGUGCUGGAUUUCUCUUUGGUGGAGCCUCUGGCAUCGUUCGUGGCCUGCCUGCUGCGCUCUCGGGCGGAAUUUCUGCAAUUCAAACGUUUACGCUCGGAACGACCUUUUCUCUCCUCCGCACUGGUGUAGUCGCCGCGUGGACUGUUGAUGGCAAGCCUCCAGCACCGCAUGACCUAACCAAAGCCAGUGCACUUGCUGGUGGAGUGUCUGGAGGGGCUGCUGGCCUUAUUUUCCGAGGUCGUUCCAACGUCCUUCCUGGAGCUAUUAUGUUUGCCAUUUUUGGCGCAGCAGGUCAACACAUCUACAAUAGAUAUACGGCACCCAGAGAUGUGCAGCCUCGAGAGAACUUCUGGAAGCGUAUGAGUGAGAAAAGCUGGACGCCCUUCAAGGUUUUGUCUAACGAAGAGUACACCGAGCUCCUGAAGGAAAAGAUGUUGAAGGUCGAGGUUGAAAUCGCUGUGCUGGAUGACAAGAUUGCAGCUCUCAAAGAGCAGCGAGGGAGUCAAGACGUGCAGGAAAGGCCGACCGGCACUGGUGAUUCCGCGCCUUGA